Messenger RNA from Penicillium arizonense, 291 nucleotides. RefSeq lists its product as uncharacterized. The record is from RefSeq and is a predicted model, not a curated record. Lineage: Eukaryota; Fungi; Ascomycota; Eurotiomycetes; Eurotiales; Aspergillaceae. The transcript has 2 exons. Bases 1 to 291 code for a protein of 96 amino acids.
AUGUGGGGCUACAAGCACGAGGCAAUCGCAGAGAUCUUAACUAAUCGACGAGCGGAGAUCCGGGGGAUACUCCUCACAAAUAUGCCACCAUCAUACACGCGGACAGUUUCUGCCGUUCGCAAUAAGUUGAACGAGCUCCGAACCCAAAACCCUCACCUUUGGCUGAAAGAAGAGGGAUGGAAUCGAGUUGCUAUUACGGAAUACCUCUGUGGUUCUAUGGUCGACCUCGCCCACGUGAACCGACUCUUGAACUUAACUGCCGCUGAUAUCAACAUUAUUACCCGGAAGUAG